CAUUAAACUGUAGAUGCAAACUAACCAAAUCUGGCUUUAUUCUGAAGUUAGACUGCAGCCUGUAUUACAUGUGUACGGGUUUCUAUCGUUUCCACGCUCAGGGUGGGGACCUUGAAAGAGAGACAUUGCCCAGUUUGAUAUUGCUGAAUAUGAUCUAUGCCUCUAACGCUUGCAGAGGGGUAGAAAAGCUGUUUCUUGCAUCUGGGUCCAAAGCUAAGGGCUGCUUGAAGGCCCCCCAGGAGCCUCCAACAGCAGUUGGAGCAGCAGCAAGACCUGGAACAAGUUUUACCGUGACCGGAGCUCCGGUGACUGCCAGAGUCCUGCACGCCGGGACAAAGCCAAUACUUGGUGUUGUGACAGCUGUUGAACUAUGGCAUUCCCCAAGAUUUGGUGUAUUGCAGCCCUUGGAUUUCUGCUACCUUUUUCUUCUGCUCAUACGGACUUCUUCACUUCCAUYGGUCAUAUGACAGACUUAAUUAAUACAGAAAAAGAUCUGGUCAUAUCACUGAAAGAUUAUAUCAAGGCAGAGGAGAGUAAGCUGGAGCAGAUCAAAAAAUGGGCAGAGAAAUUAGAUAAGCUGACGGACACGGCUACAAAAGACCCUGAAGGAUUUUUGGGACAUCCUGUAAAUGCCUUCAAGUUGAUGAAAAGGCUUAACACGGAGUGGGGUGAGCUGGAGAACCUGGUUCUGAAGGAUAUGUCGGAUGGUUUUAUAUCCAACAUGACUAUCCAACGGCAGUUUUUCCCAAAUGAUGAGGAUCAGACUGGUGCCGCGAAAGCUCUCCUGCGGCUCCAGGACACGUACAAUUUGGACACAGACACCCUCUCCAGGGGCAAUCUGCCAGGUGUAAAGCACAAGUCAUUCCUAACAGCUGAAGACUGCUUCGAGCUGGGGAARAUCGCCUAUACUGAGGCCGACUACUACCACACGGAGCUGUGGAUGGAGCAAGCUCUGAAGCAGCUGGACGAGGGCGAGGUCUCUUCUGCGGACAAGGUCUACAUCUUAGACUACCUGAGCUACGCCGUGUACCAGCAAGGGGAUCUGAGCAAGGCCGUGAUGCUCACCAAGCGUCUCCUUGAGCUGGAUCCUGAACAUCAAAGAGCAAACGGGAACAUGAAGUAUUUUGAAUAUAUCAUGGCUAAAGAAAAAGAAGCCAAUAAAUCUAGUACCGAAUCGGAAGACCAGGCGGAGAAGGAAACUGAAGUUAAGAAAAAGGAUUACCUGCCUGAGAGAAGGAAGUACGAAAUGCUGUGCCGUGGGGAGGGGCUCAAAAUGACCCCACGGAGGCAAAAAAGACUCUUCUGCCGCUACUACGAUGGAAACAGGAACCCCCGCUACAUCCUGGGUCCUGUCAAGCAGGAAGAUGAGUGGGACAAGCCCCGAAUCGUUCGGUUCCUUGACAUCAUCUCCGACGAAGAGAUCGAAACUGUGAAGGAGCUCGCGAAGCCCAGGCUGAGGCGAGCUACCAUUUCAAACCCCAUAACAGGAGCCUUGGAGACGGCACAUUACAGAAUUAGCAAAAGUGCUUGGUUGUCAGGCUAUGAAAGCCCCGUGGUGUCUCGCAUUAACACGAGGAUACAGGACCUAACAGGCCUUGAUGUCUCCACAGCCGAGGAACUGCAGGUGGCAAAUUAUGGAGUGGGAGGACAGUAUGAGCCCCACUUUGACUUUGCACGGAAAGAUGAGCCAGAUGCCUUUAAGGAACUGGGAACAGGCAACAGAAUUGCUACUUGGUUGUUUUAUAUGAGCGAUGUGUCAGCAGGGGGAGCUACUGUCUUCCCUGAAGUAGGAGCCAGCGUGUGGCCUAGAAAGGGCACAGCUGUAUUCUGGUACAACCUCUUUCCAAGCGGAGAAGGUGACUACAGCACGCGGCACGCAGCCUGCCCGGUACUAGUUGGGAACAAAUGGGUAUCCAAUAAAUGGCUCCACGAACGGGGACAGGAAUUCCGAAGACCGUGCACAUUAUCAGAGCUGGAAUGAUGCAGGCUCUGCCUCCUUCWCUUCUGUAUUCAAUUUGUGUAAAAUGCACAGAUCUUCUACAGUUUACAGUUGACUAACACUCCACACUACAGGUUCAGUCUUCAACUACACCAAUGUUUCAUCUGUGGACAAAACAAACAUGCUUUAGUUCCCUCUAAAAUACCCCUYUCUGGUUUUAUACACAGAAUAUAUUGAUUUUAAAGGUCUAAGAGUGUUGCAGAAGGAAAAAAAAAAAAACAAGGCUAAACUGCAGAGCCACAGCUAGCAGUGGUGCACCCUUCACCAGCCCUGCUCAUCAGCACCGACCGCCAGGGCUUGUUUGCUUUAGAGCCCUCGCGCCUCUCAGGGUGUUGGGGGGCAGUAACUGCUGACCAGACGGUGUCACGGGAGGACUCUUUUCUCGGAAGGCUGUAUUAAACCAGUUCGUAUUCCCGAAUAUCCAGACGCUGGACUCCUUGCUCGCGUAGAGUGCCUGACCACUACUGUUUCAAACUGUGGGUGUGCUUUGUGUUGCUCUGAGAGCGGGUUAGCACUGCCUGUUUUACCUUAUUUCUCCAUUUCCACAACAGCCCAGGUUUGGGAACUGGCCUCCUUUUUAUGCCUCUGGUGAGUUGGGGUCUUGCCCUUAGGAACAUGAGGCAGCAGCUCCGCAUGCGCAGAGGGGAUGCUCUAACAGUGCUGUGUCACCUGCAGCACAGCAUGUGACAAUUACAGCCCAUCUUCCCUCCGUGUUGUGCUUUUUUCCUUCAAUAAGUUUGUCCACGUAACAAGGAACAGAUGCUGCUUUUAUUCUAUCUUAGUAAUAAACUCUUAUGUCUACUCCUKGGGCAGUGGGGAUGGGAAUAUUGCCAUCUUCAUUCAUCAAAGUAACCGUGCCUUAGGAUACUGGAUUUUCAAAUAGGUUGUGAGACUUCAGGUGAUGAGGCAAUAAAACACAAUUGCCAUAAAACACUCUUAACUCCUGAAAAUCAUACUUUGUCCCCUCAAUUCUCGAGUGUUUUUGAGAAAUAGAUGGCCUAUUUAUACUCCUCAACCUCAUUCUAGAUGCUUUUUAUUUUGCAUGUGUUUUUUCUGUUGUGGAUGCUGAGCGCAAGCCAGAGCCCUGUCAUACCUGUAAUCCCAAGAUGCGACAGAGCAGGAGGAGCUAAGAAAGAGCAGGACAGAGGCUGUGAUGGGGUGGGGGGAUUGUUUCCCUAAGCUGGGUUUCAGCAGCAGCAUUUAGAGCAAAAUGUCCAAACACUCCACAAACAUGGGGACAAGAAUCCAAACGACCUGCACGAGGCUCUCCUGUCUCAAAACAGUCUAGUUGUCUGGAUGGUGUGGUGGUUUACUGAUGUAGGGGUCAAAGCCUGAAGUCUUUACCAAGGAAAAAAAAGCCUGUUUUARUCAGUUGGAUUUUUCUGCCUCAAUAACAUCUUGCAAACUGAGCCAAAAGGUAGAAGCAGCCGACAAUAUAUUAACAUUGUUAUAUUGUUAAUAUAUUAAUAUUGUUAGAAGUACCKCUGGGGCAGUGAGAGUACAGGGUGAGGCGCUACAGCACACUUGCAGGAGGCAUAUUUACAAAAGACACCUGAAGUCUUAGCUGGAAAUUGCAUCAUUAAAUUUUUAAACCUAUCAGCAAUGGGACCUACCACACUGCUCCACUAUGGCCCUGCACCUUGUGUUUUGCAAGUGAUUUUUUUGAGAAUGACAGAUAAAAAAAUAACAAGGUUCCCCUCACUGCUGUACUGCUCACUUCAUAGCACAACAGAACAGUGGCUGACAUAGAUUCAGCAAAGCGAGUUAUCAGAGCAUAC
Molecule: messenger RNA, 3777 nt
Organism: Nothoprocta perdicaria
Lineage: Eukaryota; Metazoa; Chordata; Aves; Tinamiformes; Tinamidae
Gene: P4HA1
Product: prolyl 4-hydroxylase subunit alpha 1
Exons: 16
Coding region: 371-1981 (536 amino acids)
Biological process (GO): peptidyl-proline hydroxylation to 4-hydroxy-L-proline
Cellular component (GO): endoplasmic reticulum
Molecular function (GO): iron ion binding; procollagen-proline 4-dioxygenase activity; protein binding
Source: RefSeq, a predicted model, not a curated record